UCUGUAAGUGUUGGAGGAGGUUGAUGUAAGCCGGGAAUUCUCUUAAAGAGAGGAAAUAUCAUGGCUUUGAACCUUAUCGUCAACUCUAGCAACCCACCACUGGGGGCACUGCUGGCUGCAGAGCAUGUGAAGGGUACAGUGAACGUGUCUGUGCAGGAGGGCAAAGACACCAAGCUCCAUGUCUCUGAUCAGGUGCAGUUUAAUGAUGUUAAUUCUAUCACACGUUACCUUGCACGAGUGGCACCCAGUCUGGGUCUAUAUGGCUCCAAUAUGCUGGAACAGACCGAGGUUGACCACUGGCUGGAGUUUAGUGUCAGGCGUUUGUGUGGCCAGUCCAAAGUAGCUCCAGCCCUGGGGGAACUGGACAGAGCCUUAGCUCUGCGGACUUUUCUUGUAGGUCAUAGUUUGACCUUGGCCGACCUCUGUGUAUGGGCUGCCCUGAAAGGAAGUGGGGAAUGGCAAGCUAUCCAGGCUUCCAAAUCCGGUAGCUUCCGUCACUUGUACCGGUGGUUCUCCUUCUUGAGUUCUCAGGCUCCCUUCGCUACUGUGGGAAACCAGUGGGCCAGCAAGAUCACUGCCAGUAAAGCAGCGACUGACGAGAAAGAAAAAAAACAGGAUUUGGGGAAGUUUGUGGAGCUGCCUGGUGCUGAGAUGGGCAAAGUGGUAGUUCGAUUUCCUCCAGAGGCUAGUGGGUAUCUGCAUAUUGGCCAUGCCAAGGCAGCUCUGCUUAAUCAGCACUAUCAGGUCUCUUUCAAGGGCAAACUAAUCAUGCGCUUUGACGACACCAACCCAGAGAAGGAGAAGGAGGACUUUGAGAAGGUGAUCCUGGAGGAUGUGGCCAUGCUGCAGAUUAAACCUGACCAGUUCACCUACACCAGCGACAGUUUCCCCAUCAUCUUACGCAUGGCAGAGCAGCUUCUGAAGGAGGGCAAGGCCUACAUUGAUGACACACCCCCGGACGUCAUGAAGCAAGAGAGAGAGCAGAGAGUAGAGUCUCGCAACCGCAACAACUCUGUGGAGAAGAACAUACAGAUGUGGGAGGAGAUGAAGGCAGGGACAGAGUAUGGACAGACCUGCUGCAUGAGGGCCAAGAUUGACAUGAAGUCCAACAACGGCUGCAUGCGUGACCCCACCCUCUACCGCUGCAAGAACGCCCCCCAUCCCCGCACAGGCGACACCUACAAAGUGUACCCAACCUAUGACUUUGCCUGUCCCAUCGUGGACAGUCUGGAGGGCGUGACACACGCGCUGCGUACCACUGAGUACCAUGACCGCGAUGAGCAGUUCUACUGGGUGAUUGACGCGCUGGGUCUGAGGAAGCCCUACAUCUGGGAGUACGCACGACUCAACCUCAACAACACUGUGCUCUCCAAGAGAAAACUCACCUGGUUUGUGGACCAAGGUUACGUGGACGGCUGGGACGACCCUCGCUUUCCCACAGUCAGAGGCGUCCUGCGCAGAGGCAUGACUGUCGAAGGGCUCAAACAGUUUAUUGCCGCUCAGGGUGGAUCCAGGUCUGUGGUUAACAUGGAGUGGGACAAGAUCUGGGCGUUCAACAAAAAGGUCAUUGACCCUGUGGCUCCCAGAUACACUGCCUUGUUAGAGUCUCAGGUUGUUCCCAUUUCCAUCCCUGAGGCCAAGGAGGAGAUGAAAGAGGCUGCCAGACACCCCAAGAAUGCAGAUGUGGGUAUGAAGCAGGUCUGGUAUGGACCGAAGGUGUUUGUUGAGGGGGCUGAUGCAGAAACUUUCACAGAGGGAGAGAUGGUCACCUUCAUCAACUGGGGCAACAUCAUCAUCACAAAGAUCCACAGAGAUGCCGGUGGAGCAGUCACCUCACUGGAGGGUCGUCUGAACCUGGAGAAUACAGAUUACAAAAAGACCACCAAGAUCACCUGGCUGACAGACACCCAGCGCGCACCCAUCACACCCACUAUCUGUGUCACCUAUCAGCACCUUAUCAGCAAACCUGUGCUGGGAAAAGAUGAUGACUUCAAAGACUACAUCAACAAAAACAGCAAGGUGGAGGAGAAAAUGAUGGGAGACCCAUGUUUGAAGGAUCUGAAGAAAGGUGACAUCAUCCAGCUUCAGAGACGAGGCUUUUACGUCUGUGACCAGCCUUAUGAACCAGUCAGUCCUAACAGCUGUAAGGAGAGUCCCUGUGUGCUUUUGUAUGUCCCUGAUGGUCACACUAAGGAAAUGCCCACCUCUGGCUCCAAGGACAAGAGCAAGAGUCAGGGUUCCAGUAAACCCACUGUGAGUGUGAAAGCAGAAACUGGUUCUCCAAGCAAACAAUCCAAACAGGCUCCUGCAGCCAGCUCAGGAGAUGCUUCAGUUGUAUUCAACAAAAUAGUUGCUCAGGGAGAGUUGGUGAGACAGCUGAAGACAGACAAGGCCCCCAAAGAGCAGGUGGAUCCCGCGGUGAAGCAGCUCUUGGCCCUGAAGGCUGAGUUUAAGCAGCUGACUGGGCAAGAGUACAAGCCUGGCAUGGCCCCUCCCACUUCAUCUUCUGUACAGAGUAGCCCCACCCCAGCUGUGACGGACUCUGCCUCUUGCCCCUAUACACGUGUGGCCCAACAGGGGGAGGUCGUCAGAAAACUGAAGGCAGAAAAAGCUCCUAAGGACCAGAUAGAUGCAGCUGUGAAACAGCUUCUUGAUCUCAAAGCCGAGUUUAAACAACUAACUGGGCAAGAGUACAAACCCGGCAUGGCCCCGACUCCCACAACUACCUCUCAACCUGCCGCCUCCUCAUCUGGCUCUUCUCCUGCUGCCAUGUAUGCACGUGUGGCUGAGCAGGGAGACUUGGUGAGGAAACUCAAGACAGAGAAAGCUCCUAAGGACCAGGUGGAGGCAGCAGUGAAGCAGCUGUUGGCUCUGAAGACGGAGUAUAAGCAGGUGACAGGUCAGGAGUAUAAACCAGGGGCUCCUCCGGCCAGCGCCGCCCCAGUACAGUCCGCUCCUGCUCCCACAGUGACCAGCUCCUCCACAGGGAUCUAUGAGCGUGUGGCUCAGCAGGGUGAUCUUGUAAGGAAGCUGAAAGCAGAGAAGGCACCAAAGGAUCAGGUGGACGCCGCUGUGAAGCAGCUGCUAGAGCUCAAAGCUGAGUACAAACAGCAGACUGGACAGGAGUACAAACCAGGCGCCCCUCCCACUUCAGCUCCUGCCCAGACCAACCCCACCCCACCAAACUCUAGCUCCUCCCCCCAGGCCCAGGCUCUCUUUGCUCAGGUGGCCCAACAGGGGGAGCAAGUGAGACGGCUCAAAACAGAGAAAGCUCCAAAGGACCAAGUAGAUGCUGCAGUGAAGAUUCUGCUGGAGCUGAAGGGCCAGUACAAAGCACUCACUGGUGAAGAGUACAAGCCAGUCACCACCCCAUCAGCUGCUGCACCAGCUGGCGGAGAAGAUAAGAGCCGCAAAGAGAGGGAGAAUAAAUCUGAGAAACAGGGAGGAGGUGGACGCAAACAGCAAAAAGGAGGAGAGAAAGCUCAGCAGGGACAGGAGGCUGGAGCAGGGGGAGCAGGAGAGGGCCAGGGGCCCAAAAAACAGACACGGUUAGGGCUGGAGGCCAAGAAAGAGGAAAACCUGGCAGACUGGUAUUCACAGGUGAUCACUAAAGCAGAAAUGAUUGAGUACUAUGACGUGAGUGGAUGUUACGUGCUGAGACCAUGGUCCUAUGCGAUCUGGGAGGCAAUCAAAGAUUUCUUUGAUCGAGAGAUCAAGAAACUGGGCGUGGAGAACUGCUACUUCCCGAUGUUUGUCUCUCAGGCAGCUCUGGAGAAGGAGAAAACGCACAUUGAGGACUUUGCCCCUGAGGUUGCCUGGGUGACGAGAUCAGGGAAGACUGAGCUGGCGGAGCCCAUUGCUGUGCGUCCUACUAGUGAAACAGUAAUGUAUCCAGCCUAUGCCAAAUGGGUCCAGUCCCACAGAGAUUUGCCCAUCAAACUCAAUCAGUGGUGUAAUGUUGUGCGUUGGGAGUUUAAACAUCCUCAGCCUUUCCUUAGGACCAGAGAGUUUUUAUGGCAAGAGGGACACACAGCCUUUGCUACCAAGGAGGAGGCCGCAGAGGAGGUACUGCAAAUCCUUGACCUUUAUGCACGUGUAUAUGAGGAAUUAAUGGCCAUCCCAGUUGUGAAAGGCAGGAAAACUGAGAAGGAAAAGUUUGCUGGAGGAGACUAUACAACCACUAUUGAGGCCUUCAUCUCUGCCAGUGGUAGAGCCAUCCAGGGUGCAACAUCUCACCACCUGGGUCAGAACUUCUCUAAGAUGUUUGAGAUUGUCUUUGAGGAUCCUAAGAAACCAGGUGAGAAGCAGCUGGCCUAUCAGAACUCAUGGGGCAUCACUACACGCACUAUUGGUGUCCUCACUAUGGUACAUGGAGACAACAUGGGACUGGUGCUUCCACCCAGGGUGGCCUGUCUACAGGUGAUCGUCAUCCCAUGUGGGAUCACAGCAUCUCUGCUGGAAGCUGACAAAGAAGUGCUCUUAACUCAGUGCAACAGCUAUGUCUCCAGGCUGCAGAAAGCCGGCGUCAGAGUGAGGGCCGACCUCCGCGAUAACUAUUCUCCAGGCUGGAAGUUCAACCACUGGGAACUGAAGGGUGUUCCAAUAAGGUUGGAGGUUGGGCCUAAGGAUCUGAAACAGGGUCAGUGUGUGGCAGUGAGGAGAGACACAGGAGAGAAGAUUACUGUGCCAGAUGCUGAUGCUGAGAAUAGAAUCUCUAACCUGCUGGAGGAGAUCCAGAACAAUCUCUUCAAAAAGGCCUCAGAUGACUUGAAAAAACACAUGGUAACAGCUGACAGUAUGGAUCAGUUCCAGAAGGAGCUGGACCAGGGCAGGAUUGUUCAGAUCCCAUUCUGUGGAGGUAUUGAGUGUGAGGAUUGGAUCAAAAAGACCACAGCCAAGGAUCAGGACCUGGAGCCUGGUGCUCCUUCCAUGGGAGCCAAGAGUCUGUGCAUUCCCUUCCAACCUCUCAAGACUCUGCAGCCGGGGCAGAUGUGCGUCAGUGGCAAAGAGCCAGCCAAAUUUUACACCCUGUUUGGCCGCAGUUACUGAGACAGCGCUAACUACUCCUAACCUAUCCCAUCCAUGCCAAUGCUAACUCUUGACACCCUGUAGGACAUCAGAAGCACUCAUAUGAAAUGCAGUAACUUAUGAAAUUCACUGCAACCACUAAUAUAUAGUUAUAACUAUACUGCAGUCCUCCAGUCCCCUAUGAAGAGACCGGUGUCUCUCCCUCUCUCCCUCUGCCUUACCAUUCUCAGGACUUCUCUGUUUGUUAGCUGGACAGGCACUGUCUGGGGAGAGUCACCUGUCAAUAGUAAAAUCCUUGGAAAGGACAGUAGUGACAUCUCUUGAGCUUUUGUAGCACGGAAUAUAUGUGAUGUUUCCAAGAAUGAAGCCUUGUUCAUUUUUGUCAUAAAGUACAUAUGAUGAUGAAAAAACUUCUAAGUCUUGUAAUAUGAAUCUGUAAUGCAGGGGUGUCUCCUUAACCUGAAUUGUAUACCAUGUCUGUAACAAAGGGAUUCUUUCAUGA
Chanos chanos (milkfish) is the source of this 5530-nucleotide messenger RNA. RefSeq names its product glutamyl-prolyl-tRNA synthetase 1 (gene eprs1). Bases 61 to 5049 code for a protein of 1662 amino acids. The record is from RefSeq and is a predicted model, not a curated record. Gene Ontology annotation, cellular component: cytoplasm; aminoacyl-tRNA synthetase multienzyme complex. Gene Ontology annotation, molecular function: proline-tRNA ligase activity; glutamate-tRNA ligase activity; ATP binding. Gene Ontology annotation, biological process: glutamyl-tRNA aminoacylation; translation; prolyl-tRNA aminoacylation. The transcript is spliced from 34 exons. Lineage: Eukaryota; Metazoa; Chordata; Actinopteri; Gonorynchiformes; Chanidae.